Molecule: messenger RNA, 2120 nt
Organism: Pseudophryne corroboree (corroboree frog)
Lineage: Eukaryota; Metazoa; Chordata; Amphibia; Anura; Myobatrachidae
Gene: ASNS
Product: asparagine synthetase (glutamine-hydrolyzing)
Exons: 12
Coding region: 98-1783 (561 amino acids)
Cellular component (GO): cytosol
Molecular function (GO): asparagine synthase (glutamine-hydrolyzing) activity
Source: RefSeq, a predicted model, not a curated record
GACUCUGCUGCUGCUGCUGCGCUGCCACACUGUCUGGGGAGACAAGAAAGUGCAGCUGCCCUGCUCGCUAGGAAAGUCCUGGAAGCGAGGGUUCAGGAUGUGUGGCAUCUGGGCCCUGUUUGGCAGUGAUGAAUGCCUCUCCGUGCAAUGCCUCAGUGCAAUGAAAAUCGGACACAGGGGACCCGACGCGUUUCGAUUUGAAAAUGUCAACGGUUUCACCAACUGCUGUUUCAGCUUCCACCGGCUGGCUAUUGUGGAUCAGUUGUAUGGUAUGCAACCCCUUCGUAUCAAGAAGUUCCCUUAUUUAUGGCUUUGCUACAAUGGGGAGAUUUACAACUACAAGCAGCUGCAGAAACAUUUGGGUUUUGAGUAUCAGACUCUGGUGGACGGGGAAGUUAUUCUUCAUCUCUACAGUAAAUAUGGAAUAGAGAAGACGGCUGCCUUACUGGAUGGAGUUUUUUCUUUCAUCCUUCUGGACACAGCCAACCGGAAGGUGUUUCUGGGAAGAGACUCGUAUGGAGUCCGGCCACUCUUCAAGCUCCUCACUGACGAUGGGUUUUUGGCGGUUUGCUCUGAAGCAAAAGGCCUCAUUCAUAUAAAGCACUCAAUGACCUCGUGUCCUAGGGUUGACCCAUUCCCACCCGGCCAUUGUGAAGUUUUUGAUUUGAAACUUAGCGGGAAAGUCGCGUCCGUUGAAUUGGUGAAAUUCCACAAUUUCAAAGAGGAACCUCAGCACGCGGCGUACGACUCCCUGGGAAAGCUGCAGGCAGGGAUGGAUCGUGAAACGGUUAAAAGAAACAUUUGUCUCCUGUUUGAGAGCGCUGUCAGGAAACGAUUAAUGGCGCACAGAAGAAUCGGCUGUCUCCUGUCAGGUGGUCUGGACUCCAGCCUGGUUGCUGCAACUCUUCUCAAACUAAUGAAAGAAAGCAAUAUACCGUACCCCUUGCAGACAUUUGCAAUCGGAAUGGACGAUAGCCCUGAUUUAAUGGCUGCAAGAAAGGUAGCCAAUUACAUUGGCAGCGAACAUCAUGAAGUAAUGUUUGAUUCAGAAGAGGGGAUUCUAGCCGUGGAUGAGGUCAUCUUUUCCCUGGAAACCUAUGACAUCACCACAGUGAGAGCGUCUGUCGGAAUGUAUUUGAUUUCCAAGUACAUACGGAAAAACACAGACAGCGUGGUUAUAUUUUCCGGUGAGGGCUCGGAUGAGCUUACCCAAGGGUAUAUAUAUUACCACAAGGCACCAUCCCCAGAAGAGGCUGCAGAAGACAGUGAGCGUUUACUGCGGGAACUGUACAUGUUUGAUGUACUCCGUGCUGACCGCACAACUGCUGCACAUGGCCUAGAGCUCCGAGUGCCUUUCCUUGAUCACCGUUUUACCGCCUACUAUCUAUCUCUGCCUCCAGAACUCCGAAUUCCCAAGAAUGGAAUAGAAAAAUACCUCCUGAGAGAGGCGUUUGAGAGCUCCAACCUCCUGCCCACAGAAAUCCUGUGGAGACCUAAGGAGGCUUUCAGUGACGGCCUGACAUCUGUUAAAAAAUCCUGGUUUACAAUUCUGCAGGACCACAUAGAACAUCAGGUAGAUGACAGUAUGCUGGAGAAGGCUACUGACACGUUCCCCUUUAAUCCCCCCAAGACAAAGGAAGGCUACUUCUACCGGCAAAUCUUUGAGAAGUACUACCCAGGGCGUGCUGAUUGGCUGUCUCAUUACUGGAUGCCCCGCUGGAUUCAGGCUACUGAUCCCUCUGCCCGCACACUCAAGCAUUACAAGUCUGAUACCAAUGCAUAGAGGGUCUAAUUCAUAUCUGAUCGCAGCAGCAAAAAUGUUCUCUAAUGGGCAAAUCCACGUGCACUGCAGAGGGGGCAGAUAUAACAUGUGCAGAGAGAGUUACAUUGUUUCUGUGCAGGGUAAAUACUGGCUGCUUUAUUUUUACACUGCAAUUUAGAUUUCAGUUUGAACACCCAAAUCUAACUUUCUCUGCACAUGUUAUAUUUGCACAUAGUUUUGCCCAUUAGAGAACAAUUUUGCUACUGCGAACAGGUCUGAAUUAGGCCCAGAUGCCCAGAGUCUCUUCAGCCAUUCAUUCCUACUUGCUCUUUCAAUAAAUUCUCACCUGUGCAUUUUA